AUGUGUUCAUUCGAUACGAAAAAACGACGGCUAAGUUUUCAGGAGAGGUCAUCUUCUACCGCAACAGCCCCGCUCGGUCUACGCCCAGGUUUCACGGGCAACAACAAUCACACUAAAAACGGUCAAGGAAGUCCACUGGAUUCCCUUAAGAUUGGCGGUAUGAGUUCAAGAGCAGUGGUGAAAUUUUCCUAUGAUCCUCGACUGGAAGACGAGAUGAAGUUAACACGAGGCGAAACUAUAACAGUGAUUGAUAAGAGCAGCGACGGAUGGUGGAAAGGAGAGAGCGACGGUCGUUGUGGCUGGUUUCCGUCGAAUUACGUGGAAGAAGUUGCCGAUCAGCUUCAUCCGGGAGCUAAUGGAAGUGAUGGGUCGAACGGUUGUACUGUUGUUGUUGGACGCUCUCCAAUAUCAGUCAUUUCUUCUCCCGCUCCUUCAACUCAGGCUAGCUCUGUGCUGGAGUGUGUUGUCGCCCUUUAUUCUUUCGAUGCUUCAACGACAGAGGAGUUGUCCUUCAGAAAAGGAGAGCGUCUGGAUAUUAUUGAUCAUCCGGCUCAUGAUCCGGAUUGGUGGUUGGCAUGUAACUCAGUUGGUCAACAAGGUCUUGUCCCUAAGAAUUACAUCGAGAUUGUUUCUGCUGGAAAAACAUCAACUGGAGGACACAUGGAGGGAGAGCCAUGGUUUUUCGGUCGGAUUAGUCGUGACGAAGCUGAUCGCUUACUAGCUAAUGGAAGGGAAGGCGAAUUCCUUGUGAGGGAUAGCGAAAGUAAUCCAGGCGAUCUUUCAAUUUCGAUGCGUGGGGUGGAACGAAACAAGCAUUUCAAAGUGCAGACCAUUGGUGGCCAACUUCACAUUGGCUCACGGGUUUUCCCGUCCAUGACGUCACUCAUCCAACACUACACUGCUAAUCCGAUUUUCUCAUCAGCUUAUCAUCUGACACCUCGACAUCUCGGUAACUCUCAUGCGUAA
Molecule: messenger RNA, 966 nt
Organism: Ostertagia ostertagi
Lineage: Eukaryota; Metazoa; Nematoda; Chromadorea; Rhabditida; Trichostrongylidae
Source: the annotation of a GenBank genome assembly